AUGUCAGAGGCAGCAGUAGCCAAAGGGUUUCGUGUCGGGUUUAAACCAAACAUUGAUGGUAUAAUGAAGAAACUCUCUGCUUUUUGCAUUCUCUACUUAUUGGGUUUUGUGGAUGAUCUUAGAUUACGAAUUGUGACUUUGCAUUUCCAAAUGGCGUUGGCAACUAAUGUUCAAGCAACUAGUGAGGCUAUGAGUGAGGCUUUGUAUACAGAGCUAUGGAAUGCUUGUGCUGGACCUCUUGUAACUCUACCCCGCAAAGAGGAGCGAGUUUAUUACUUCCCAGAAGGUCACAUGGAGCAGCUUGAGGCAUUAAUGAAUCAGCCCUUGGAGCAGCAAAUGCCUUCUUUCAACCUUUCAUCUAAGAUUCUCUGUAAAGUGGUUCAUGUCCAGCGCAAGGUACAAGCUGAAACCGAUGAAGUGUUUGCGGAGAUUGCCCUGUUACCACUAGCGGAUCAAAUUGAACCCAUCGUUCCAGAUGUCCCUGUCCCAGACUCAGAAAAUUUUAACAUAGAAUCAUUUUGCAAGACGCUGACUGCUUCUGACACCAGUAAGCAUGGGAGUUUCUCAGUGCUACAGAGGCACGCAGAAGAUUGUUUUCCACCUUUGGUUAUGUCCAAGGAAAACGAAACCCCAUUCCAAGACCUGGUUGUAACUGAUUUGCAUAAAAAGGAAUGGCAUUUUAAGCACAUUUACAGAGGUUGGAACAAAUUCUAUUCAUCAUACACGGCUGCGAAUGGAGACCUCGGAAUCGGUGUCAGGAGGGCUAGGAGACAACAUGCCAAUAUGCCAUCCUCUUUGAUCUCGGCUGAAAGCAUGCAUUUUGGGGUCCUUUCUCUUACUGCUCACUCAAUUAGGACAAUAUCAAGGUUCAAUGUCUUCAUUAAACCGAGGACAAGUAGGUCAGAGUUUGUCGUGAGCGUAAACAAGUAUGUUGAUUCUAAGAACCAGAAGCUCUCUGCGGGGAUGCGUUUCAAGAUGGGAUUCGAGGGAGAGGAUACUCAUGAGAAAAUGUAUGCUGGUACAAUAGCUGGUGUCCAGGAAAAUACUUCUGAGGUUUGGCCCGAAUCUGAAUGGAGAGCACUAAAGGUUCAAUGGGAUGAACCUUCUUCUGUCUUAAGGCCAGAAAGGGUCUCUCAUUGGGAGAUUGAGCUCCUAGCUGGAAACAAUAAUACCCUUUCCCCACAGAGGAACAAAAGAUCAAGGCCUCUUGGUCCAUCUGCUUCCGGCCCUGCAGGAACACCAUCCAGUGUGACAUUGUUCCAUCCUUCUGCACAGACUACGACUUUUGGUAGCUCGACUUCUGCCUUUGUGAAUUAUUCAGUUGUAAAGAAUCAGGCUCAUGGAAAUAGGUGCAGGCUUUUUGGGAUUGAGCUUGUUGAAAAAAAAAAUACCCCUGAGUGUUUCCCUCCUGUCACUGUCUCUGUAGCUGCUGGAGCUGAUCAACUUGCUGUUUCCAACGAGAUUGGCUUUAACCACCAAAUUGAGCCUAUGAUCAACCAAUCUGAUAUUUCUUUGGGAAUUGUUGCUCCAGAGAAAUGA
Messenger RNA from Arabis nemorensis, 1539 nucleotides. Lineage: Eukaryota; Viridiplantae; Streptophyta; Magnoliopsida; Brassicales; Brassicaceae. The record is from the annotation of a GenBank genome assembly.